Symbiodinium sp. CCMP2592 is the source of this 5370-nucleotide messenger RNA. Lineage: Eukaryota; Dinophyceae; Suessiales; Symbiodiniaceae. The record is from the annotation of a GenBank genome assembly.
AUGACUUCCCUCCUUGAGAGCGAAGCCCACCUGGACAAGCGUGCUGCCGAGGUGAAGUUCUCUGAAGCGGCCUUCAAGAGUCUCAAGUCCCAGGGAUUCGUGACCCUUGGACAGCUUGCGUACAGUGUCGGGCAGCCUGGUCAGAUCAUCCCAGAUGAAGCGUUCAAUCAAUUCGUAAAGGACACCAUCCCCCGUGCAUCGGGUGCCGACUCAGCUUGUCUCCGUCGCCUCAUUUUUGAGGCUCAGACUUUAGUGCUUGCUGAUUUACGACAGCAGAUUAACGACCCUGAUGGAUCAUCAAAGAAGGUUCCGGAAGCCGAGCGCGAACAGCGCUUAGCGUCACUGCGGAAGCAAUUGCCUGGGCUUCUCAUUGAGGGGCCGACAGAGCCAGGACGAGCCCUUUUAGAUGAGUGUGCGAGCCAAGAAAGUGCGUGCCAGCUUGAGUACAUGAGUGUCAUCAGUCGUCACCUUGCAGACUUGCAGCGGGAUCAUUGGGCUUUGCAAGAGCAAUUCCGUGCAGCACAGCAGGACACACAGGUGCUUUCGGACCGCUGCGAGUAUCUUGAGGGCAGGAUUCGCGUGUUGGAGUCCUUUGAGAAUCGUAUCCGUGCAUUGGAGUCGGCCCGUGAUUAUACAAAUCAUCGUGUCGUGUGGCUGGAGCGCAUUGUGCAGCGGGCCAUCCGGCGUCAGACCGGCCCAGUGGUUUGGGUAUGGGGGUCUAGAAAGGAGCCGUGGAAGGCAGCGGUGGUCCACUCUCGGUCUUGGGCCGACCAUGAGGACGAUCGACGGACCGCGGCACUUGAAAUGUGGCGGCUGAUCAUCUUGACUUCGGGAAAGGGCACUAGGGUUGGUAAAAAUCUUGCCAAGAUGCAGCAGGAGGGAUCCUCGGCAGAUGCUGUAGAUCAAUGCCUUAGGGAUGUGUUCUCGGCUAAGUCAACUUCUACGCUCAAGGCUAGGGCUGCAAGUUUGGCACAUUAUGCGCGGUGGAGGGCAUCCGUUGGUCUGGACCCAGCGGUCUUUCCUUUGGACGAGGCCGAGGCUUACUUGUACGUUUGCUUUUUGAGGAGUGAGGGGGCUCCCAGGUCCCGUGCACCGCGCUUCCGCGAAGCAAUCAAUUUUGCUGGCGCGAUGCUCGGUGCAGACGUAAGUGAUGCAUCGAGCUCGGCGCGCAUCCAAGGGGCUGCAAACCCUCAGGUUCAGGCUGUGGUUGUUCGCAAGAAGGUGCCAUUGACGGUUGCUCAGGUUAGGGCGCUUGAGGAGUUUGUCUUGCAUUCCGACAACGAUCUAGCAGCGGUUUUGGCUGGCUACGCCUUGUACUGCCUCCAUGGAAGGCUGCGCUGGAGUGACGCUCAGCACACUGAGGCAGAGCCGACAUUGGAUGUUCAUGAGGGCAAGGGAUUCCUGAACGCCCAGCUUUAUCACCAUAAAACUGCUAACCGGGGAUCGUUGGCUAGGCAUCGGUUGCUGCCAGUGUCCUGCAUCUCGCCCGGUCUUGCGGAGGGCAGUUGGGCGGAAGCUUGGCUAGAACGGCGGCGACGGCUCGGGCUCAGGGCGUCAAGGGGCGUUCCGAUGAUGCCGAGGCCUCUGUGCACUGGGGGAUUUGACUCCCUACCGCUUGAUCCGUCGCUCGGGGCAUUGUGGUUGCGUGAGGUUCUGAAGGAAUGCCAACCCUUAGAUCUGGACGUCAAGUGGGGGGACAUUGCUACCCAUAGCUUGAAGGCAAUACUUUUGAGCUACAUGGCCAAGGCGGGUGCUCCGGAGAAUCUGCGUGCAAUUGCGGGAUCAAAGUUCCCACGGCUGGACGAGCCUACGAGCGACUUGGGGCGCUUGUAUGAGCGGGCAUUGAGUGAGGCAAGUGUGCAGCUUGCGGGUCAGGCUACCUUGAAGUUACCCUGGGAGAAGGGCAUUUAUGCCGAGAUUUUCAGUGGUAGCGAGCUACCUAGGAUGCCUACCUUACCUAUGCCUGCUACACUUCCAGUCGUAGAUGUUGCAAGACCUGGGACCCAGCACAGCGAAGCCUUGAAGCAGACAUCAGAUCCUCUGCCAAAAUUCGAGAGUGCAGUCUACAAGCACUGUCUGCAUAAAUCAACUAUUGCUGCUGGCGGGAGACCCGGGACAGAUCGAGAUGCCGUCUACAGGCGCUGGCUUUGUAUCUUGGGCCACAAUCUUGCUGGCUCUAAGAUUGGAGAGUACAUUGCUGAUGGUGCCGAAGACCCUCUUGUUUUGAUUGCGGACACCUUUGGAGGGAAAAGUACGAGCACCUUGCUUAAGAGAGCCAGGUUUGUCGCCCGGAUGCUUACGUGGGCGUCUGAGCAUAGUCAGACGUUUUUUCCGCUGCGGCUUGGACCAUUGCUUUCAUUCAUGCGCAGUUUGGCAUCAGAGAGUGCCAAGGCCCAGUGUGGAGAGACAAUCAAUUUCCUUGUGCAUGUCCUUGGUGUGCAUGCCGAUCUGGAUAUUUUGAAGCAUCCUGUAAUCCAAGGGCUUCUACGGGGGUCUCGGUCAACAGGGAAAGAGAUCAAGCAGUCCAGGGUACUCACUGUCCGGGAAGUUAUGGCGCUCGAAGAUAUGCUCAGUGAUGCAUCCCUUGAUCCUGUUGAUCGAUAUGGUGCAGGAGUUUUUCUUUUCCAGAUUUACAGCCGGGCACGAGUGUCCGACAUCAGGAACAUCCAUCGCUUUGAGCUCGACCUGAGUGGAGAUGACGGAUACCUUGAGGCGAAAACGAUGGACCACAAGAAUGCGACCAGAGGACGUGGGCUGGGGCAGAGCUUGAUUCUCGUUGCUCCGGUUCAGGGCCUGCGGGAUAAGGCGUGGGGUAUCCAGUUCAUCGAGGUUGCAAAGAUGGUUGGGUUCAACCUUCGACAGGGGCAUCGUGGACCUUUGUUACCUAGACUUACUGCCGAGGGUCAGUGGUCAGGGGAGGCGAUCGGGUCUGAUGAGACUACAUCGUGGCUCAACGGCAACAACCCUUUCCUGGAUGACGAAGGCGAGAGCAGUCAUGAAUCAAAGGCUGAGGUUACAGAUCCUCUCAUUCUCGCUGCUGAACAGUUCCGGUUUGGCGAUCCUGAUGAAAUCAUUGACACUGGAGGCGAUGUCGGCAGUGAACACGAGCCCUUGCUCGAGGAAGGAAAGCCGGCUGACAAUUGUGAUGCUGAGCCUGAGCAGGAUGCUGAGGAUUCCGACUCGAGUACCUCUAGUUCUUCAGGUUCCUCUGAUGACCAUGCCGAAGCUUAUGAGAGUUUCGCCAGUGAUGCUGCCCUUGAUUGUGCUGUGCCCCACUUAAACAAAGAGGUGGACUUGGACCUAGUGGUCUUCAUUGAGGAUGGCGAGGGCUAUGGGUUGGGCGAGGGCUUCGGGCCUGCACAGCACGUUGUGCUUGCGCUCGCAGUUUACUAUCGUCUACUUUGUGAUGGGCUGGGCGAGGGCUUCGGGCCUGCACUGCACUUUGACGAGUGCAACCACAUGACAGGAAUCCUUGACUGGCGUGAGUACCGAAUUGAGCCCAAAAGGUGUGUGGAACGUGGUGAUGACACGUUGGCCGUGUUCUUGGAAAGAUGUGAGACGGCCGGAUUGCCAAAGCCGAUUCGGGACAUCUUGGUUGGCAAGAAUCUCAGUACCUUGGCAGGUCUUGCAUUCGCAGCGGGGCAGCCGGGGGAAACACCGAGUGAUGCAGCGCUUACCGGCCUGGCGAGAUCCGGCACGGAGGAAGUUCCAAUAGCGACCCUAGCUUCCUUGAGGCGGUUGGUGUUUGAAGCGCAGCUCCUCAUGACCGCGCAGGUGAAGAUGCUGAUCGAGCAUCGUGCCGAUGACCAAAAGGCGGAAUUAGCACCCGCAGAAAGAUCGGAGCGAAUCCAGAAGCAGAGCGAGCGCCUGGCCGGUGUUGCACUCCGCAACGAGUCAGAGUGCUCCUAUGGGUCAUACGAUUUGGUCAUGAAGAUGGUCCAGGAGAACUGUGUCUCCUACUUGUCUCCAGCUAGGUUUCCGUCUCGGCAGGCCGAACUUCGUCUGGAGAAACCUCGAAAGGAGCUUGAUGUGGUCAACUCAAAAAUCACUUUGAAGGACCAGGCAGUCGAUCUUCAAUGCCAGCUUCACACGCCGCUGUGCCUGCAUCAUGCUCUUCAUCGACGGGCACUUGCAAUGGAUCUCGUUGGGGUAGCCAGCUACAGUGUGAGCAUGGAAUUUCACGAGUACUUGAUGUCACACCUUACCAUGGAGCCACCGCCUGGCUAUCAUCAAGUCACACUGCAUCAGGUUCUAGCAGCUGACCGAGCCGCUUGGUUGCGACUCGCGGAGAAACUUCCUAAAGGGCUUCGUGCUGGUCCCGAUGGGAAACUCCCGCUGGAUAUCGAGCUCCCGAAAUUGCAGGGCGACCCGAAAGUGGCUUUUCAUCUCUUACCUCUGGGACCUUCUGCUUCAUCAUCCGGGAAGCGUUCGAUGGAUGGCGACCAGGGCCAGAACAACGAUUCGAAGAUCCAAAGGACUGGAGGCAAGGGUAAAGGGAAGGGCAAAACCAAAACUAAAGCCUUUCCCAAGUCUAUGCCUGUGUCCCUCAAAGACAAGUGGUCGCGAACCAAACGCGGUGUUCCGAUAUGCUGGGCCUUCAACACGGAAGAGGGCUGUGGCAGCAGCUUCACAGCCAACACGCAAGAAGGCCUGAUCGAGUGCAAGUGUGUUCUGAAGCCACUCAUCCCGCAGAGGGGGGAUGGAGGUCAGCACGAAUUUUCCUUCACGGUCCUUGCAAGGUUCAUGCGCCAGCAGUGCCCAGACGCUGUUUUCACGAGCCUGGCUUUGAUGAGGGAUGUGCAAACAACAUUACACAUCGACACGAACAAUUCAUUACCCUACCUGAACACUGUGGCGAAGGUCACCAAUUUCGAGGAAGGGGGUUUGUGGGUUCACAACGAUCACGGUGACAUGCCUUGCCCUGAUGCAAAUUUUGGGCAGCUGAUGGGAACGAAGGUCGACUUCGAAAACGGAGUUAUCAGGUCUGCCAAUUCCUCUACCCUUGAGUAUUCCCGCGAUACCCUUGCACCGGCAUUGCAUUUCUUGGAGUGUAUGUUCUUGACCAUAACGAGCGGGUUGUUUGCACCCGACGCUACCAGGGCUGGGCGCUGGACCCAGGGCGUGCGCUCGGUGGAUGAUGCGAUCCGAUUUCUUUCGGGGAAGCCGGCUCCCAGUCAGGCCUCGGGACCCGGCCCGGCCGAAGCUGCUGGGGCCGACGAGGGUGUGCAGUCUGAUCCGGAAUCGCCAGCAGAGAGCAUUGCGUCUGCCGGUGAAGCGAGGAGGCGGGAGUGUCCAUUUUUGCGCUUGGGUCUGACUUGCAAGUCUCUGACGACGCCAGGCGGUCCGUUCGGUGUUUUCAGCAUAAGUUGA